Molecule: messenger RNA, 4063 nt
Organism: Bactrocera oleae (olive fruit fly)
Lineage: Eukaryota; Metazoa; Arthropoda; Insecta; Diptera; Tephritidae
Gene: SmydA-8
Product: SET and MYND domain containing, arthropod-specific, member 8
Molecular function (GO): protein binding
Source: RefSeq, a predicted model, not a curated record
UUUUGAUCGAUCAGUAUAUAUGGCAACUAUAUGCUAUAGUGGCCCGAUAUUGGCGGUUCCGACAAAAGAGCAGCUACUUACAGAGAUAUGGGCGUAUGCAAAAUUUAAGAUCGAUUUCUCAAAAACUGAGGGACUAGUUUGAUAACGCAUAUUUUUAAAUGUCAUGAAACCUCUGGUGAUAAUAGUGAGAUCAUUCAAAACAUGCAAGUGAUCCGAACACUAAACAGUCAAUGAAACUAUGUUCUCACUUAAUUUAUGUUGAUGGCUUUAGGCGUAUAAUGUAUCACUGAUAGUAUCAUAUAAAGAACAAUCAGUUGGUGAUGGUAAAAGACAUUGCUCAACAAUUAUAUAAUAUUAGCAAUAGUUUUUAUCUUACGGAAACCCUAGGAUACUAUCUCAAAAACUAGCUGACCCUAAGAAACUUGCGUUAGAAGAAAUUCAAUGAAAGAAAUCAUUACUAUCUCGAACGCGAAAUAUUAUAUAAGCAUAUCCAAAGUUUGGAAAUUUAUUUUGAUAAAUGGGAAUGAACCUUCGUUGAAUCAAGUGAUUAAAUUCGAUGAAACUAUAGAUCAAUUUUGAUGGGAUAACAUUGUUUAUAAACUUGAAGCAGGCAUGGUUCGGCGUGAGUUUGUCUAUAUUCACGCAAACAUAGUAAGGAAACUCAGAUAACGUUGAAAUUGUUCGUGUGUCUUGUUCGAAAUGAAAUUUGAGCCAAACGUAAACGUGACCCAAAUAAUGAUGCUCUAUAAUAUAUGGAGUUCACAGAUUACGGAAUUUUCGGUAUGCCAUUCUUACUUCCCGUAUUUCGUCUAUAGUUUCAGAUAAACCUAGAACGAUUUCUUUGCCGGUUAGAAAUCUCUUAUCUCAAAUACAGUAAAGAUCGUUUUCGUAGAUGAUACAUAUUAUUUAUACAAAAAUAAAUAAAUCAAAUGUAUAAUACAUCAUCUGAACAAUCGGAACUCAGUUGUCAAUUAGAUGCCAUUCUAUUUAGCCAUAGAUUUUCCGUAAACAUACUCCUGUCAGAUGGUGUCAAUGAGAAAAUUAAUGAGUUCCAUAUGUCACUUAAAAAAUUUGAAACUCUAGCCAGAAAAUAUUGAGCGCCACACACACAGCAAACAGUAAUUGGAAUAAAGUGUAGCAGCCGGCGGCGCGCGCCCUUUCAAAGACCACCCGCAAUAACUGUCAUAUACUUGUAUUAUAUUUCAUAGCCGGCAAAAGCGCGCUAAAAGUUCAAAAACACCAACAAGCAUGCUUACGUAAAUAUAUGUGUGUAUGCAGCAAAGCGAAUGAGACCAAAGUGAAAAUUACGAGUAAAGUUGAAAAAGCAUAUAAAAACGAACAAAGUGCAAAUUGCUUGGACAGAAACGAAUAGCAAAACAAAAUACAUGAAUAAUAAAUUAAUGCAUAUGUGUACGCUUGCAGCUGUUGCGCGCUCAACUUAGUGCAGACACGAACCUGCAUAUAACGAACAAAGUUGAGGGCUACAUUUACAAUUUAUAGGCAAAAUGCCGCAUUGAUGACGUAUGAGCUGGGCGCUGCGAUGCAUGGCGUUGCGCUGCAAUUGCAGCGCACAAGGCUGUCGUUGGCGCCGACGUCGCAGACACUGUACAUAACGCAGCGCCUGCUGUUAGUGUCGUCCAUUAGCAUAGCGCCAACGGUGUCACAUAGACGCAAAGUGGCAAUAGUAUGACGAUGUCAACGAAACGUUGCACAUGUGGCAGCAAUAGUAGGCAACAAACAACAGUGACAGCUGCUCCAUGUGAUACCGUCUGACGGCAAGUCGUGCAUUGCUGAAAUCUUUUCGCCACUCUUCUUCACAAGCGUGUGCACAAACAGUUGGCUUUUAACGACUCGUUGCUUUGGUAUUUUUACGCAUAAUCGCAUGGCGGCAUUCGUUGUGGUGCGACACAAUUCAUAAUAUUUCGCGUUUAGCGCGCGCCUGCCCAACGCGUGGCGACUUGUUCGCUUUCACGCGUUCCACUAUUAUUGUGAUGACAAUAGUGGUAAGCACAAAUAAAAAUAAAAACAAAAACAAAAGCAAACAACUCAACAAGCACCGAAAACAAAAGCAGAUCGUAAACUUAUUUAGUAGCGGUCGGCGCGCUUUGCCACAUACAACAUAGUAGUCGCUCGCAUUUUGCAUUGUACGGACCUAAGACGGACGCUCCGCAAAAGUGUUAACCACAAUAUACCCACAAUACUAAUAGCUUAAAGUAUACGCAAGGUCGUUAAACAAACUAUUUUCGUGCGCGCGUGUGUGUGUAAAUAAGCAUAAUAAUUAAUAACAUUCCAUACUGAAGUGAGUGUGAGUUUGCCGCGUCAUGUCCACGCCCGAAGAACUGGCGCGCCUUGUCGCCAUACACCUGCGUGAUUUGCAGGAAAGUGAACCGAAUUGGACAGUCGCGCAUUCCGAUGUCGCGGGACGCGGUGUCUUCGCAACGCGUGAUAUCGCCGCUGGUGAAUUACUCUUCCGCGAAUGUCCACUGGUUGUCGGUCCCACGGCGCGCAAGGGUUCCAUACUCAAUACAUGUGUUUGCUGUCACAAGCUGUUGGCCGUCAAGGACUUUCUCUGCAAACACUCAUGUAUGCUGCCCGUGUGUGAUGCGUGCGCCGAUUCGACGGUGCAUCGUGAAGAAUGCGCGCUCUUCCAGCGCUGGCAGCCCGUAGAAUUGAGUAAAUUAGCGGAGACGUGUAAAGAUAAGAGUGCCGGACCGCCACUGGUAAAUCCCUACUCGUUACGCAUACUUACAGCGGUGCGCGUGUUCUUUCUCAAUCCAGAGCAGCGCGCGCUCGUUGACGCCAUGCAAGCGAAUGCGGAACGCGGCUAUCGGCAGGAGAUCAUCAAAGCGGCGCAGAGUUUUCGCAAAUUUCCUACAACAGAUAAAUCAUUUAUGGAUAAUCUUUUUCGCAUUGUUGGCGUAUUGAAUACGAAUGCUUUUGAGGCGCCAUGUCGCGUUGGCGAACACGAGACGCUCGUGCGUGGCCUCUUCCCACUGACGGCGAUCAUGAAUCACGAGUGCACGCCCAAUGCGAGUCAUUACUUCGAUAAUGGCCAAUUAGCGGUGGUGCGUGCAGCUCGUCCUAUACCCAAGGGCGCGGAGAUAACCACCACCUAUACGAAGAUUCUGUGGAGUAAUCCGACGCGUGCCAUUUUUCUCAAAAUGACUAAAUAUUUUGUAUGUGAGUGUACACGCUGCAAUGAUAAUACGGAGAACGGCACAUACUUGUCUGCGCUCUUCUGCCGCGAACAAGGCUGCAAAGGCAUCGUAGUACCGGAACAGACGAAAACUUUGCAAACGGACUGGCGUUGCCUCACCUGCGAUACAAUUGCGCCACACGCGAAGAUGUCACGCUAUCAGGACUUUGCAUUGAACACGAUUAACAAUCGCAUCAACACGAGCACCGUGCACGAAUUGAUCAAUUUCAUUAACGAUAUGUGUCCACGCUUUUGUCCGCCCUCGAAUUAUGUGCUCGUCGAGGCGAAGUUGAAUGUGAUUUGGCGCAUGCAACGCUUCAAAGGCGAUUUCACCGAGGAAGAGGUGCGACAUCGCGAUCGCUAUCGGGAGGAGAUUUUGGAGAUAUUGGAGAAACUGGGCGCCGGCGAUUGUACACUAAAGAAGCUAAUUACCAAUGAGAUACCGUAAACGGUGUCAGCGAGUGGAGCGCAAAUCGAGUUGUGGGAGCGUAUGAAGAGACAGCGAAAGCAAUCAAAUGAGCUUUUGUAUUUAUUGUGUUGUUAGUGUGUGCAUUUGUGUGCUAUUUAAUACUCAGAGCAAUGUAGUGCUCAUUUGUAUCAUUGUUGUUGUACUCUUUGAAAAUUAUUGCAAUUUUUUAGCGUUUAUCUCGAAUAACUUAUUCAAUUCCUUUUCAAUUCACAUUAUUAAUUAACGCACUGUAAACCUUUUCGCUUGGCCCAAUUCGUGCUCGUACCGACUUGUCAGCGGAAAAUCGUGCAAUUAUUUACGCGUCAAUUUAUUUAUUACUUAAUAGUUGUAUCCUCAAAUUUAUAAAUCUCUAAAAUUAAUGUUUACUAUUGAGUCUGAAAUAAAUAGUGAAAUACUAA